This is a messenger RNA of Parastagonospora nodorum SN15, 4527 nucleotides long. RefSeq lists its product as hypothetical. Gene Ontology annotation, molecular function: protein binding. The coding region runs from base 1 to 4527 and encodes 1508 amino acids. Gene Ontology annotation, cellular component: membrane. Lineage: Eukaryota; Fungi; Ascomycota; Dothideomycetes; Pleosporales; Phaeosphaeriaceae. The transcript has 7 exons. The record is from RefSeq and is a predicted model, not a curated record.
AUGGAGGGCCGCAAGCAGGGACGCCCCGAGGAGGAGCUCUUCUUGCGCCCUGCAGACAGCAACCCGCAGACGCCGACGGUUGGGCCCUUGAGGAUACAAAAGGGUCGCGACGGCAUGAGCCCGCCGCCGCGAACAGACUCGGCGGGCAGCUCCAGCCAGGCACAAAGCCAGCCCGCAUUCUCGCGCCCGCCGCCCAUGCCCUCGUUCCCCGCGCCGCCUACAGCACCGCCCACCGCCCCUCUGCCUUACCCCGACGACCGCCCGCCCAAGCAGCCGACGCUGGGCUCUGGACGCUACACGCCCCUCAGCGAGAGGGAGCGCGCGACCAAGAAUGCGACGCCCCCGGAGGCAGACGGCCGGCGGCGGGGCUCCAAUGCGACGGGCCCGAGUCCCACCUCCCCCAGCCAGCGCGCGCGAUUUGAAGCUGGCGACCCGAACCGGCCGACGGUGGGAGGAUACGGCGGCAGGAACGCAGACGGUAGCAUCCAGCCCUCGAGGCUGGCGGAGCGCAGAGGCACUGCGCCCAAGCCGCUGCCCGAGUCGCCUGGCCCAGAGACGCCCGAUAAAGAGGGCCUCUUUGCGAAACCACCCUCGAGACAGGCCAGCGAGCCCGCCGUGAACCCGUACCCCGACUACCACCAGCAGUACUGGCCACCGCCCAACGCCAAUGCCCCCGCAGCGCCGUCCUCGAAGCCGCCGGAGCCCUCAGUGCUCAAGAUACCGAACCCUGGGGGCGUCAACCGCCUAAGUUCGACCGCGUCCACCUCGACCGUGCGGGCGCAACGAGGCUCUCCCCCACCUCCCGAGACUCCCAUCAUUCCCCCGCCCGGCGGUGGCAUCGAAGCGCGCUUUGCUGCAGCUGGCAUUGCCGGGAACAUCGACGUUGACCAACCUACAAGCACAGAGCGCACAGAAUGCAGCAGCAGCGCAGCGGAAAUCAGGUGUAUGCGAACCAGCAGCCCCGCCCGAGCAUCGUUUCGCCAGGCCCUGCCACAGCAGCAGCAACAGCCUGCGCGCAGGCCAUGGACUCCCACCGAGCAGCCUGGCAGCAAUCCCCAUGGCCCUCCACAGGUAUACCAGGGCAUGGAUACUGUCGGACCAUCCAGUUCGCCUCCUCAGGGACCACUGCCACAAGCUCCCGUACAGCACUUCUCCCCGCCUCCCACCAAUGUCCCGUCCAACAUGCCUCCCGAGCACCCCAUGAACCAUGACAUGGGUCGUCUGCACAUCAGCGAGGAACCGCCGCCAGCAUACUCGAGUCUGACUCAACCGCCUACAAAUCAGGCCCAGAGCUACCCCAACGAGAAGGGACAGCAGCAGCCCGCGCAGGGCGUAUCGUUGGCAGACCCGAACCAAGGCCAUCCUGCAUUUGCAAACGACCCACGACAGCAGGCAGGGCCAUCACAGCCAGCAGCCGUUAUCUCGCCAACGCCUACCACGAGUAAUUUCCCGCAACAGGCCCAAUCAGUUCAGCCAGGUCACACACCCAGUCCUGCGCCUGGCGCUGGCCCGGGACCGGGACCAGCGUCACCACCUCCCCUACCUGAAGGCUGGAUAGCACAUCUCGAUCCGAGCUCUGGACAGUACUACUACAUUCAUCUUCCUACGCAGUCAACACAGUGGGAGUUCCCUAAAGGUCCAACGCCUCUGAACUUGAACGAGCCCAUGUCGCCAACCGGGACCUUUGUCAAUCCUCUGAUGAGCCCUGUGGGUUUUGGCAAGGCUCCUAUACAGUCACCUGGUUUCCAGCCUCAGACACCUGGCUUCUCCGGAGACUUUGGCAUGGCACCACUCGCCACUCCUACCGCCGCAGGCUUCACGGGCCCACCACCGGUUGCUGGCGUAGACCAGUACAAGGUCAAUCCUACGAAUGGCGUCUACUUCGGCCCAUACCUGCGAUACACAAAUAUGGAUCUUGAGCGUGGUCUCUGGCUUGGCUCGAUUCUCCUCAUCACCAACACACCUCACCCUCCCACGAUCCACAUCCAUCAAAGCCAAGACCUGUCUCCCAACCCACGACAACUGAAGGCCAAUCCAAUCUACACCCACCAGACCUGGAUCUUCUACCGCUACGACAUUGAUCUCAAGAUGGACGAAGAGCACGCUGCGAAGUGGACGUAUGCAAUUACUUCGCAUCUCGGCUGCACACGUUUCGAGUUCUUGGUUGCAGGACGUCACGAGACGAGCUGGCGCUUCAUUGCGCAUUCUGGCAACGACUUUGCGCUUAAUGUCAAUGCUAACGAGAGGACGAAGCUCGGCGGCAUUGGCCUCAUGUGGAAGGACAUUCUGCAGAAGAACGCCGAGUGUGGUGGUUUCCAUGUACAGCUAGGACUUGGUGGUCAAAUCUACGCAGAUCGACUGUGGAAAGAACUGCCUCUACUGAAGCAAUGGACGGCUACGAGCGGUAAGGAGAUCCGUAAGAAUGCUCCCUGGACGGCAAAGCAUGAGGAGGAUGUCUGCCAUGCAUACUUCCACUACUACACCAGCCACUUUGACCAACCGCAUCUGAGAGAAGCAUUCGCUCAGAUACCGCACAUCCUUGCACUCGACGACCAUGAUAUCUUCGAUGGCUUUGGUUCAUACCCAGAGUACAUGCAGUUUUCCAACAUGUUCAAGAAUAUUGGAAGACUCGGUAUUGAGAUGUACUUGCUUUUCCAGCAUCACACCACUCUUGAAAUCCUCCGCAAUGUCAGCAACGACAUGGAUCUUUUCACCGUCACUGGCACUGGGUGGCACUUCAUCAAGUACCUUGGUCCCUGUGUAACAGUCGUGGGGCCCGACUGCAGAUCUGAGCGCAAUCCUCAUCAGGUCAUGGCCGGGCCAACGUAUCAAGGCAUCUUCCCCAAGGUGGCGACCUUGCCACCAAGUGUCCAGCACUGCAUAUGGAUGGUGCCUGUGCCCAUUGUGUACCCUCGUUUGGAGUCUGUCGAGCACCUUGCACACUCCAUGGCGACUGGCAAGAAGGUCGCUACCGGAACCUUCAACAUGCUGGGCAAGGUCACUAGUUCUGUUGCUGGUGUUGUCGGCGCUAAGAGCGUAGUCGGAGAUGGCUUCAGUUCCGUUAAGAAAGCACUGGGCAAAUCUGGCCUCAUGAGUGGUGUGCUUAGUCCGUUUGGAGACAUUGAUAUCCUUGAUGAGUUGAGGGACCAGUGGACGCAUGACUCCAAGGAUCUCGAAAGGACAUACCUUAUCCGAACACUCCAAGGCAUUGCACAUAACAAAUCGUUGCGGAUGACCUUCUUCUCUGGAGCGGUCGAUUGUUGCGGUGCCGGUCUUGUACACGACCCAUCGCGACCACAAGACCACAAGACGAUGUACCAGAUCAUCUCUGCGUCUGUCGUCAAUGGUCCACCUGGAAGCUACACGCUCCGCCUCCUGCACAACAACCGCGCGCUAUAUGUCCCACAAAACGGGCACCGUAGCAACCACCAGCCAACUGAUACCAAGGAAGACAUGAUGGAGAUCUUUACCCAAGAUGUCAAUGGUCAGCCCCGUGAGUACAAGAGGUUGAUGGGCCGAAGAAACUACGUUGCGUGCGUCAUCUACGACCCGGAGAUUGUCAGCGGCACUUUCGGACAAACGGUGUCCGGUCAUGGAAGUGGGAAGCUCAGCCUGGCUGUUGACUUCAUGGUCCAGAACGAUGGUGGAUACAGCGCGCCGAUGAAGUACGGACCAGUCAUUGUGCCAAGUCUGGAAAUUUCCGUGCAGCCACCACAUCUUCUACACGACAAUGGCAACUUCUUCGAUACAGGCAACGGCGGUGCCGCGAUUCCUUCUACCGCAGUUUUCAUGGUCAGCGAGGGCUGUCCGACCGACUGCGCUUGGUCUUCACCUGCUCGCCAACAUUGCGCCGCGGCACCGAUCACCACAGCACUUCAGCAACAGCUUGCACGGCAAUCGCUGAGGACAAAGCCACCAUUUGUUACCGGCUGCGCGUCUCCUUUUGAGCUCCGUCGCCACUUCAGCGCGAGCGCCCCGCAGCAGAAAGACCACCACUUCGACACGCUCAAGUUUGUGCAGAGGUUGAAAGAUGAGGGCUUCACGGAAGAGCAAGCGGAGGGUAUGAUGCGGAUUCUCAGCGAUGUCAUUGAGGAGAGCAUUCAAAACCUCACACGAACCAUGGUCCUCCGUGAAGACCAGGAGAAGGCGACCUACACCCAGAAAGUCGACUUUGCGAAGCUGCGGUCUGAGCUCAUGACGGCCGACUCGACCGAAUCCUCCCUGACCCGCGCAUCCCACGAGCGUCUCACAAACGAGCUGGCGAAGCUCAACUCCAGAUUACGCGACGAGAUACAACGCACACAAGCAUCUGUCCGGCUGGACCUGAAUCUCGAGAAGGGCCGCAUCAGGGAAGAGGCAAACGUGCAAGAGCUGAAGCUCAAGGAGACCGAGACCAGGAUAGAACAGGAAACGGCGCAAUUACGAGAGCGACUUGAGGCUGUCAAAUUCUCGACAUUGCAGUGGUUGAUGGGUGUUUGCACGGGUACCGCGGCGCUCAUGCUCGGUGUCUGGCGUCUUCUGAUGUGA